Messenger RNA from Zea mays, 1018 nucleotides. RefSeq names its product CRIB domain-containing protein RIC10. The transcript is spliced from 3 exons. Bases 179 to 583 code for a protein of 134 amino acids. NCBI's taxonomy places the organism in Eukaryota, Viridiplantae, Streptophyta, Magnoliopsida, Poales, Poaceae. The record is from RefSeq and is a predicted model, not a curated record.
UGAGUUUCUGUGUAUUGGCUACUAGCCUACUACAGUCUACAUCCAGAUUCUAAAAACUAUAAAAGUAAAAUGCAUAAAAAAGCAGCACCAAGCCACCAACCAACUCAAAAGCAUUCGGCGAAAGCACAAGUGUACCUGACCAGACACCUGCUCUUUUGCAGUGCACAAGGAGCACGAGAUGGAGAUCGGGUACCCUAAGGAUGUGAAGCAUGUGGCACACAUAGGUCUGGGCACCAGUGACACAUCCCCAAGCUGGACGGCUGAAUUCAAGGGGACAGAUGAUUCAUCAGCAGGCUCUGUGAGGAGCACGGCUGCGCAGUCACGGCAGACUUCUUGGGCCUCUGCAGACUUUGAGCAGCCAAGAAGCAUGCUAGUGCCCAUCGAGAUCUUCCAGGACAACGACAGGCCCGGCAUGCCGAGGGGGCCGAGGAAGGCGAAGAAGAGGAAGACGAAGGCGAAGAAGAAGAACAGGGCGUCGUCGCCGGCCUCGUCCGCGAGGUCGUCUUCCUCGAGGUCCAGAGCCUCGUUUGCCACGGCGUACGACGCCUUCUGCGAGUCCCGGAGAGGGUUCCGGGUCGCCUGACCGGCCCGGCGCGCCGCGCGGCGGGACGGACAGAAACACAGCCAUGCGUGCGUGCGUGAAUGCAGAUCGAUCGCCACGCCAUGCCUGUCAAAAUGUCACUGUACAUGCUUUGGGUCGUUUAGGGAGGCAGCUUUGGUUUGGAAUUGUUUGAUUCUUUGCUCUCUCUCUCUCUCUCUAUCUCUCUCUCAGAAUCUUUGCAGUAAGGUAUAGCUGGAUUAAUGCAAAGGGAAGUGACUCUCAAGUUCAUGUCAACAAUGCGCUUGUCUGUCUGUCUGUCGCCGAUUAUUAAAUGUCUCAUUAGCCGUAGACUGGCUGACCAGAUCAUGAGGACCCUCUAGAGCUUCGCAUUUGUUUUUGAAGCACGUUUGCAGCCACGCACAGACAGCUUCUUCUUCUUCUUCUUCAUCUUCCAGGAUUUCUUCUUCUUUCCCCCCU